Rubroshorea leprosula is the source of this 3675-nucleotide messenger RNA. NCBI's taxonomy places the organism in Eukaryota, Viridiplantae, Streptophyta, Magnoliopsida, Malvales, Dipterocarpaceae. The record is from the annotation of a GenBank genome assembly.
GUAAUUUUCUUCGUUUUAACUUUGUUACAUUUUGAUGAACUUCAAUGAUUAUUUGAAGAACUUUAAAGAAUCAAAAGAGAAGCUGCAGCGCAAACAACGAGACAUUGACUCGACAUUGAGUUCACAGCUUGUCCAUGGAAAAAAGGCAAAGGAGGAAGUCAACCAUUGGCUAGAAGAAGUGGAAGAAAUAACUGGGCCUGUUGCCAAAGAUAUUGAAGAUAAAAUCGAGAAAGGCGGAUGGCUGUUACGUGCUUCGGGUUCCCUAGCAAAGCUUCUCGAAGAAAAGAUUCAAGAAAUGGAACGAUUAUGUGAAGAUGGAAGUAAAUUACCAGAGAGUUUAGUUGUAGAUGAUCCAUCAACCUCAACAACUGAACUGCAAACAUCACAAAUACAAGGCAGUUACGAUGUUAAAGCAGAAAUUUUGGCAUGUUUGAAGGGAGAAGAGGUGACAAAGCUUGGAGUUUGGGGGAUGGGGGGAGUCGGGAAAACAACAAUCAUGAUGCAUGUCCACAAUGAACUGCUGAAAGAAGGUAAAUUCAAUAAAAUAAUUUUGGUAACUGUGUCACAAAACUUUGAAAUCUACAACCUGCAAGAUCAAAUUGCGAGCAGCUUGAAGGAAAACCUAGAUCAGCGUCAAAAUGCAAUUAAUCGUGCAGCAAUGUUAUCAAAGAUGCUAGAAAAACACAAGCCUUUCUUGCUGAUUCUUGAUGAUGUGUGGAGCAGUUUCAACCUUGAAGUUGUUGGAAUUCCUGAGCCAAAUGUUACUAAUGGCUGCAAGUUAGUAUUGACUACACGCUCACAAGAGGUUGCUCGUUCAAUGGAUUGUAGAAGAAUCAAAGUGGAGACUCUUUCAAAAGAUGAAGCUCUAAAAUUGUUUUUAAAUAAAGUUGGAGAUGCAGCUUUAUCAUGUCCAGGAGGAGGCAUUAAAAGGGAUUUAGAAUCAACUUUGAAGGACAUUGUGGAUGAAUGUGAUGGUCUUCCAUUGGCACUUAUUACAGUUGCUGGCAGCUUAAAAGGAGUAUCUGAGUCACGGUUGUGGAGUGUUGCACUGAAUCAAUUGAGAGAUUGCAAAAGAAAUGUAGCAGGUACAGAUGCUGAUGCAUUUCGGAUAUUAAAGUUCAGUUAUGAUCGUUUGGAAAACCAACAGAUCAAAUAUUGUUUCUUAUACUGUGCAUUGUAUCCUGAGGAUUACAAGAUUCUGGAAAAGAAAAUAAUUAAAAACUGGAUUGACGAGGGGUUUAUAGAUGAAAUGGACUCUCGGCAAUCAAUGACGGAUGAGGCUUAUAGUAUUUUGAGGAAGCUUGAAGACAAUAGCUUGUUAGAAUUCAUUAGAGAUGGCUUUCGAGGAGAUUGUGUGAGGAUGCAUGAUCUUAUCAGGGACAUGGCCUUGCACAUUACACAAACGAGCCCUCGGUUCUUGGUUGCAGCUGGCAAGUCAUUGAUAGAGCUACCAGAGAAGGUAAAAUGUACAGAAGAUGUUGAAAAGGUUUCAUUACUGUAUAAUUCUAUUGAAGAAAUUCCAUCGAGCUUUGCAUUUUCAAUAUGCAUAAGGCUCACAACCUUGCUGCUGGCCGGUAACCAAUUGUCAACAAUUCCAGAAUCUGUCUUUGAGCACAUGCCAGAGCUAAAAAUUCUAGAUCUGUCCUUCAAUCUGCAGUUAGGUAGCUUGCCAAAUUCCAUCUCCAAAUUGGUGAAGCUUACUGCAUUGUUGUUGGAAUCAACAUCCUUAGAAAAGGUACCAUCUUUAUCAGGCCUUGGAGCCUUGAAAAGGUUAAACCUGUAUCGGACAAAAAUCAAAGAAGUCCCUGAAGGCCUGGGAAUGUUGAAGAAUUUGAAAUGUCUUUUUCUUUGUGGAUCAGAAAGAGGUUACAAUCUUGAAAUAGAUGAAAUAGCAGAUGGAGUAUUGUUAAAUCUGUCCAAACUUGAGGAACUAAUUGUAAAUUGGAGCAGAAUAAAAUUGAAAGGGGACGUGGUUGGGAGAUUGAAGAAAUUGGAAGUUUUUCAUGGCUGGUUCCCCACUGCGAAUGAAAUGAGAAUCUUUCUCAAAUGUCAACCUAAUAGGCUGGGUGACUAUUUUAUUAAUGUUGGAAGCGAAUUUGUUCUGGAUGAUUCUUAUCAACGAAGUCUGCCAACAUAUGGGAAAAUUAAGAAAAUAGUGGUGUUCAGGAAGACUAGUAUUGUUGGAGAGAAUAUGUUAUUUCCCUCCUCCAUACAAGCAUUAGGUGUUGAUGCUUGCCACGACAUAAGAAGCUUAAAUGAUUUUUCUACCAUCAAUGAUGCAACAAAUUUGAGGGAAUGUAGGAUUCACGGAUGUGAUGGCAUGGAGUGCAUUUUUCCCUCGUGGAUAAACAACCCAGUCGUCCAAACCGUUGAGUAUCUGUAUCUUCAGCGGUUGGACAAAUUGGAUGGGCUAUUUGAAGCAAACAUCAUUGCGAAGUCGUCACCUCCACCUGGGACUUUUUCAUCUCUUACAGGAGUUUUGAUUUAUUCAUGCAAAAAAUUAAAGAAGUUGUUUCAAUCUUGGAAGUUGCUGGAUUAUCUCCAGAGUCUAUGGUGGAUUGAAGUAGUCGGUUGUGAAGAAAUGGAAGAAAUAAUAGCAUCAGAUCCAGAAGAACAAGGAGAAGAAGGAGAGGACAUCAUCAAGAAGCUCAUUCUUCCAAAACUAAAAACCCUGAAAUUGUGGGGUUUGCCUGCAUUGAAGAGCAUCUGUAGCAGGAAGGCAGUAAUGGUAUGUGAUUCUCUUAAAGAGGUUGAAAUUAUGGAUUGCAAGGGCCUAAGGAGGAUUCCUUUUCAUUUCCCUCCUAGUCUACGUCUUGUUUGGUUGGACAACUUGGAUUGGGUGUUCGAAGUAGAAUUGAUUGCCAUGUCACCACCUCAGCCUAGCACUUUUUCAUCUCUUAAAAAACUUAGAAUUAGCCAAUGCAAAGGAGGAAAUAAGUUGUUUCCAUCUUGGAAGUUGGUGGAAUAUCUCCAAAGUCUAGAGAGUAUUGAAUUCUACAAAUGUGAAGAAAUGGAAGAAAUAAUAGGAUCAGAUCCAGAAGAAGAAGGAGGGGACAUCAUCAAGAAGCUCAUUCUUCCAAAAUUAAAAAUGCUAAGUUUACAAAACUUGCCAGCCUUGAAGAGCAUCUGUGGCAGGAGGGCAGUAAUGGUAUGUAAUUUUCUUGAAGAGAUUAGAAUUUGUGAUUGCAAAGGCCUAAGGAGGAUGCCUCUUUCUCUUCCCCUGCUUGAUAACGCCCAACCAUCUCCUCCUCCUCCCACCCUCAAAAAAAUCCUUAUACGUCGACGAGAACUAGAAUGGUGGGAAUCGUUGGAGUGGGAACAUUCCAACGCAAAGGAUCUCCUUCGACCCAUGGUUCAAUUUUUUGGACAAUCCAGGAUUCCACAAUCGGAAUCGAAACAGUCGGAAUCGGUCGAUAAUCCACAAGAUUGAAAGUGGAUCAGGAAGCCGGUUCAUUCAACCAGUCUGUUGUUGCUUUUCCUUCCGAGCUUCAAAGGAUGUCCCUUCUACUACCCUUGUGUGGAUUGUUUUAAUGUGAUUCUUGUGUUUUCAUGCUCUCUCUGUAAAUUAAUUGUGUGAAAAACUUAUUUAGAACACCAUCUGUAUUCUUAUGUAUUUUGUUGCAUUGUUAUGUAUCUUGGUUGUACCAUGUCCAUACAUAAAUAUGUGCUUUCAAU